Sycon ciliatum is the source of this 5185-nucleotide messenger RNA. RefSeq names its product macrophage mannose receptor 1-like. Lineage: Eukaryota; Metazoa; Porifera; Calcarea; Leucosolenida; Sycettidae. The record is from RefSeq and is a predicted model, not a curated record. Gene Ontology annotation, molecular function: signaling receptor activity. The transcript has 19 exons. Bases 273 to 4616 code for a protein of 1447 amino acids.
AGAAAACUACAAGUAGGUUUGUUUGUCUACUGGUGAACUCAGAUUGUUUUGUGUAGGAGCAGAACGAUUCUUUUGCCCGAAGAAGAAGGCUUCCGGUAGCCACAGGCGAAUUGAGCAAUGCUAACCUGUUGAGAAGUGAACGUAGGUCAGUGUUGUGCUUGCGUAGCGCUUAGUGUUUCACAGUCACAGGUGAGGUCGGAUAGGGCCGUUCAUUGGUCGGAUAGGGCCGUUCAUUGGUCUGUAUCAUCCCACUGCUGCCCGCGACAUUGGAAAUGAAAGCAGGCCAGGUGGUCGUCCUUCUGCUCCUCUGGCCAGCGGUGCUGGGGCUGGUCGAUGGUGCGCAGGCUCAAGACGUCAAUGAUGUUCCUUCCAUCACCGAUCCAAAUCCAACAGUGCCACCAUCUUCAUCACCAGCUUGGCACCAGUGUGGAAAUCGGUCAUACAUGUACCCAGAAAACGUGAGAAAGAAUUUGUCAAUGGCCGUCGAGCACUGCAGGGUGUACGCCGAGGGUGGGCAGAUCGCCACCCCACGCAAUCUUGUGGAGCAGGGAUGCAUGAAUAACUCAAGUCUCGACACACUCUGGCUGGGCGUGUACAGAGUUGGUGGCGCUUGGCUGGAUUUGAAAACGAAAACAGAAAUAACAGCCGCUUUUUGGGGAGAACAUGAGCCGAGCGGAGGCGAUUGUGCGACAAUGCGGUACGACUCAAAUGACGGCUACAAAUGGGAUUCUACCGAAGCCUGUGGCCAGAAAAUCGGUUUUGUUUGCGAGAGACAAGGAGGCGUCCCUACACCCAAACCAACAAUAACAGCUGCAGGACCACAGCCAAUCUGGUCCCAGUGUACGAAUGCAUCAUCUGCGUACGCUUACAUAAGAGCCAGAAAGACGUUUGUCGACGCCGCACAUUACUGCAGGGAACAAUUUUCGGGCGCAACACUGGCCGCCCCGGGGAACGAUUUCGAACAGAACUGCGUGACCCGUUUGAGACCCGACACUACAACUUGGCUUGGCUUCCAUAACGUGGCAGGAGUGUUUAUGGACUUUGAAACCGGGGCAGCCAUGACGUAUCGGAACUGGGCCACGGGCGAGCCCAACGGCGCCAUGUGCGUAACCAUGUAUCAUCACCGUGACGACGUGAGAGGCAAAUGGGACGACACCGAGUGCACGGUGCGUCACCAUUUCAUUUGCCAGCGAUCAAAAGGAGGACAACCCAACACCACAGACUUAAAAGCUUGGAAAGCUUGUGCCAACACCUCAUACGAGUACCAAUACCAAGGCAAUAUGAAAAAGAAUUUCCUCGAGGCGGCAACAUACUGCAGAGAGCAUACUGGCGGUCAGCUUGCCAUGCCGCAGAACCAAGCACAACAGAACUGUGUGUUCAACUCCAAGCCCCUCACCACCAUCUGGCUGGGAAUCAAUAAAGUAGGUCACGACUGGCUGGAAUUUGAAGCAAGAACACAUUUAAAAUACCAUAAUUGGGCAGCGCAUCGGCACACCGGUGGACACUGUGGAGCAAUGCCGUACGACUUUAAGCCUGACGUGGCCCACAGGUGGAACCUUAAACGCUGUGACAGCCUGUCAAGGAUUGUUUGUCAGAGAAAAGUUGCAGGACACCAAGCCUCAACAACAACAGUAACACCGACAACAGCUGCAAACGAGGGUCAGACAGCACUCACGAGGAGAGUCGGGCACCGCUGUGCCAAUGUGUCCUAUGAAUAUUACAUGUACAGUCGGCGGACUGAAAUGACAUUCGCUAAGGCCGCUAACUACUGUAGGACAGAACUCACAGGCGGACAGAUUGCCACGCCGAUGAAUUCUGAGGAGCUCAACUGUUUGUUUGAAGCCAAAGAAGAGUAUACUCCAUAUGCUGUCUGGCUGGGUUUUCACAAGGUGGGCCGAGAGUUCAUCGAUUUUGAAACAAAAACAAUACUCAAUUAUAGCAACUGGGGGCACAAUGAAGGGAGGCCCGACAGUCACGAGAAGUGUGUGUCUCUGAAGCAGGAUGGCGACAAGCGCAAAUGGCGGGAUGUCGGCUGCUCUAUCACAGAGCAUGUGCUGUGCCAGAGAGCGGUGGCAAACAAGACAGACCUCGCAGCUUGGAAAGGUUGUGCCAACACCUCAUACGAGUACCAAUACCAAGGCAAUAUGAAAAAGAAUUUCCUCGAGGCGGCAACAUACUGCAGAGAGCAUACUGGUGGUCAGCUUGCCAUGCCGCAGAGCCAAGCGCAACAGGACUGUGUGUUCAACUCCAAGCCCCUCACCACAAUCUGGCUCGGCUUUUUCAGAGUAGGUCAUCAAUGGCUAGAGUUCGACGGCAACUUCAAACUAUCGUUUUCUAACUGGGCUGCACACAGGCCGGACGGUGGAAGCUGUGGAGCAAUGUGGUAUGACAUCGACCAAUCUCAACCGCAGGGUCAGCAGUGGGAUGACGUGAACUGCGCCAAGCCGUUAAUGUUUGUUUGCCAGAGGAAAGUUACAGGAAACUCCUCCACAACAGCAACCGUAGCGCCAGCAACGACUUCAAGUGGACCUGUAAAACCAGAGAUCCUCUGGUCUGAAUGUGCCAACUCAUCCUAUGAGUACCUGUUCACAUCGCAACAUCGCGAGAAAACAUUCGCCGAUGCUGCAGAUCUCUGCAUGAAGUAUGGAGGUGGUCGUAUUGCCGCUCCAAUGAAUGCCAUUGAACUCAACUGCAUUCAUAAUGUGAAAAGAACCCCGUGGGAAAUGUGGCUGGGUUUCCUUCGAAUCAACGGACGUCUGCUCGACUUUGCAACGAAACGAGAUGUAACGUAUACGAACUGGCCGCCCAACACACAACCUCACGGACACGGUUGCGUGCGAAUGUCUACGGCCGGCCAUUGGGGCAUUGUGUCGUGCAGCAACAGCGAGCAUGUUAUGUGUCAGAGAGCAGCUACCAACAGAUCCGAGCUACCAGCUUGGAGCAAAUGUGGAAACAAGUCCUAUCUGUUCCAGGCGCAUCUGAGGAAGAAUUUCGCCGAGGCCGCAAUACACUGCAGAACGCACUACGAGGGUGCGAAGAUCGCCAUGCCACGCACCGAAGCGGAGCAUGGCUGUCUGUACCGCUCGAAACCGCUCACCACAAUCUGGCUGGGCAUAUACAGGGUGGGUGACACUUGGCUGGAGUUCGAGACGAAAAACAGACCAGGGACCUUCUUUUGGAAACAGCACGAGCCCAGGCAAGGCCAUUGCGCCACAAUGUGGUACGAUGCCGAUCAUGCAAAUGGGAAAGACUGGGAUGCCACCGAGGCCUGUGGCGAUCGGGUGAAUUUUGUGUGCGAGAAAGAAGUACCACCAACAAAUACAAGCAAGGAACAGACGACAGUUGUGACUGGCCCUCAACCAAUUUGGUCAGGAUGCAGGAAUGCAUCCUACGAAUAUGUGUACGUAAAUGCUACAAAGACGUUCGUGGAUGCUGCCGAAUACUGCAGAAACAGAUUUCCAGGCGGUCAGCUGGCCACUCCAGCUAACAAGACUGAAGAGAACUGUGCAUCCCUGUCACAGUCCAGUGCGACCAUCUGGCUAGGUAUACAUGAAGUCAGUGGACUGUUCUUUAACUUUGUGACUGGAACUCGAAUUGACUACGCAAACUGGGAGGCCGGUGAGCCCAACAAUGGAAAGUGCGUUGCUAUGAUGCCCUCUUCAGGUGCUACCGGGCAGAAGUGGAAGGCUACUUGGUGCAUGCAGCUCCACACUUUUGUGUGCCAACGGCCAGCAAAUUCCAGUGCACCGUCUUCGCUAUCGUCACAAUCACCAACACAACUGCCGAGUGCAUCAUCUGAAUCAUCCCUGUCGUCAUCGUCAUCAUCAACAUCAUCACCGCCAUCGUCAGCAUCAACACCGAUGUCGUCAUCGUCAUCAUCAACAUCAUCACCGCCAUCGUCAGCAUCGCCACCGAUGUCGUCAUCGUCAUCAUCAACAUCAUCACCGCCAUCGUCAGCAUCACCACCGAUGUCGUCAUCGUCAUCAUCAACAUCAUCACCGCCAUCGUCAGCAUCACCACCGAUGUCGUCAUCGUCAUCAUCAACAUCAUCACCGCCAUCGUCAGCAUCACCGCCGAUGUCGUCAUCGUCAUCAUCAACAUCAUCACCGCCAUCGUCAGCAUCAACACCGAUGUCGUCAUCGUCAUCAUCAACAUCAUCGCAGCCAUCGUCAACAUCACCGCCGAUGUCGUCAUCGUCAUCAUCAACAUCAUCGCAGCCAUCGUCAACAUCACCGCCGAUGUCGUCAUUGUCGUCGCCGUCAGCACUAACACCACCAAUGUCGUUGUCGUCAGCAUCACCACCGAUGACAUCAUCGUCAUCGUCAUCUCCACCGUUGCCUUCAAGUUCUGAACCUUCCUCAGCGGGUGGAAUAGACAUCACACCGACUAAGGAUACAACCUCGCCUGUAACCAACUCAAAGAAGACAGCGACAUCAGCCAAGACGAAGUUCAUAGUCCUCGGUGUUGUGCUGGUUAUCAUUGCUGGUGCAAUUCUGGUACUUUUGCUCGUGGCUAAAUCGGAGUGGGCCAAGCGUUUGCGCGCCUCCUGGAAGAACAUAAAACGCCUCGACGAAGUCAGCUUGGGUGAUCUUUCUCAAGCCUCAGCAAGACCUUGACUUUGUGUGCCUGUGUUUAUAUGUGUGGUUGUGUGCGUGUGCGUGUGUGUGUGUGUGUGUGUGUGUGUGUGUGCGUGUGUGUGUGUGUGUGUGUGUGUGUGUGCACGUGUGUUCUCGCAUCUCUUAUUCCUGUGGUUUGUUAUGCAUUCCACCGCAGCACCCAUUCUACUUAUCCGUUUCCGUUUCGUGUCAAUUUUCGCCCAAAGGCCACUGCCUAACGGGUACAUUUCUUCCCCCCCCCCAUUCUACCGGGAAUGUGUUGACUGCAGCCAGUCAUUAUUCCUGCUCAGCCACGCUUGUCAAGCAUUUUGUAGAAUUACUACAUGAACAGUCCUCUGCAUGCCAGUACGUACGCACAUGUAUAUAGUAUUCCACGCCAAUCACGUAUCACCCUGUCAAGUGUGCCCAUUCUGUUUAUACCCCCCCCCCUUCGUUAGUAAUUUAAACUAAUUUUGACGAAGAAGUGCUGGAAAAAUUGAGCUUUCCCAUCCGCUUACCUACUGCAGUAUCUCGACUACCAUGCACCAUGAGAAGGCAAAUAUUAACUCAGUCAAAUCUCGCUCACAACG